CUCUCUCUCUCCGGAUUCGUUGCGACGUCGAUCGAAUUGCAUCCUCCGACGCUGAGGGGGGGAGGCGCGAUGGGGGAAACGGCGACGCCGGACGAUGAUUUGCUGCUCAAGACCUUCUUCGCGGAGGUCAGCGAAGUCGAAAGGGACAACGAGGUCGCCAGGAUCCUUUCAUGCUUCAAGUUGAAUCCAUUUGAGUAUCUCAAUCUACCCUUUAACUCAUCACCCGAGGACGUGAAAAAGCAGUAUCGUAAGUUAUCUUUGCUGGUUCACCCUGAUAAGUGCAAACAUCCACAAGCGAAGGAGGCAUUUGGAGCUUUAGCCAAAGCCCAGCAACUAUUACUUGAUCAACAGGAAAGAGACUAUAUUCUUUCUCAAGUCACGGCUGCUAAAGAAGAACUUAGAGCAAAAAGGAAGAAACAGUUGAAGAAAGAUACAGCUUCUAAGAUUAAAUCUUUGGUUGAUGAGGGAAAAUAUGAGCAGAUUCAUGAACAAUCAGAGGAGUUUCAGCAAGAACUGAAAUUGAAGGUUCGAGAGAUACUAACAGAACAAGAAUGGAGGCGAAGGAAAAUGCAGAUGAGGAUAUCAGAAGAGGAAGGUAGAUUGAAGAAGGAUGAAGAGGAACAGAAAGAGAUGUGGAAAAGAAAGCGGGAGCAUGAGGAACAGUGGGAAGGAACAAGAGAACAACGGGUUUCAAGCUGGAGGGAUUUCAUGAAGUCUGGAAAGAAGGUUAAGAAAGGAGAAACUAGACCUCCGAAGCUCAAGACGGAGGACCCUAAUAAAUCUUAUGUCCAGAGGCCUGUGAAGCGGGGCUGACCGACGUCAUCAACUUCAGUAACUUGGAUCUUUCGAACCCUAAAUGAAUUUCCCAGAAGAUUGUUCGUACUAAAGGAGAUAUGGGGCUUCCUCUAGCUCCCCUCGGGAGAGGGGCUUGUAUGUGGGGUUGGUGCAUGUACUUGGUGUUGAUUGAAGAGGUUCCCUGUGGCUUUGUCUUAAAACGAAUGAAUCUUUUGGUAUGUUUAUAACCAUUUAAGUGAAGUCCUUGAGGAGUA
This is a messenger RNA of Syzygium oleosum, 1049 nucleotides long. RefSeq lists its product as uncharacterized. The record is from RefSeq and is a predicted model, not a curated record. Bases 70 to 813 code for a protein of 247 amino acids. Lineage: Eukaryota; Viridiplantae; Streptophyta; Magnoliopsida; Myrtales; Myrtaceae. The transcript has 9 exons.